AGUCAACAACAAAAAUUUCAAAUUAAUAUUGGAUACUUAAUUUUUGAUUUAUUGUCUGCAAAUAAAUUUCAAAGAUGCCUUGCUACACCAGCACUAAAGUGCGCUUUGAUAACCCGCGUAGCGAUACCGAUAUUGGUAAGAAUCGCCUUAGUACAGCAGGAAAAACCGAGACAACACCAUGUAUCAAUGUACGCCUAACGCCAAGUCAGGAGGCACUACCAAGACAAAGCGAAAAAAUAACGCGGGCAAGGACUUGUUAUCUGUACAAUCAAAGAGGAAAGAAGUUGAAAUAUCCCAUUGAUCCGACCAAAGAAGCUACAUUACGCAAAGAAGACAUUGAACGUAUCAAAGCCAAUGCAAAGAUAAUAACUAUGGAAGAAAGAGCUGCUAUUGUAGAGCUGCAAGAAAAAGAAGCACAACGUCUGAAUGAUAUGGCAGAUGAGUUAAGGCUUCGCUACAAAAGAAUUGAUGAUGAGCGUAGAAAUAUGAGAGAUGCUCUCGACGGUCGAGAUAAAUUCAGUGAUACUGCACAAAAGCUUAAUGUAUUGGAGCGCAGCUUUGUAGAAAAACAUGAACAGGAAGAAGAGGUUCAACUUGCAAAUCGUGUCAUCAUAAACUUAAAGUGUCAGGCGGUACGUGAUGAACAGAUUUUGGAAAAAAAAGAAAUUGAACGUCUUGCAAAGCAAGCAGACGCACAUAUGGUUCAAAUUCAAAUGAAUAUUGCAGCGAAAUCGCUAGCUGAAGAGGACAAAAAAGAGGAAGAGAAACGGCUUAAUAGAAUUUUGUAUGCCGCAGACAUACGACAGCAAUUAAAUGAGCGUGAACGUAUACGUUUACUUGAAGGACAACGUAUAGAGAAAGAAGCACUCAAAAUGCGUGAAGCUAUGGAAGAACUAAAAAGGGACGAGGAGCUUCAAGCAAAAUUAAUAUUAGAACGUAAACUUCAAUUUCGUCGUGAACUAGAUAAAGUAGCUGAAAUGUCUAUGGUUUUUAAAAAGAUGUUGUGUGAACAAGACCUUGAUGCUGAUAUGCGAGUGUUGGCUUUUAAACGUGAGCAGGAAAUUCGACAACGUAAAUUUGACGAAGAGAAGAGAAUUGCUAAAAAAGAAUUCGAUCGUAAGCAAGAUAAAUUAUUUGUGUUGGGUCAGAAGGCUUUGGAGUCCAGAUCUCGUCGUGAUGAAAUGAGUUACAUGCGAGAACAAGAAAGACUUGAAAGUGAAUAUAGGCGCAAGGAAAUGGAGGCGGCAUUGCGCAAGAAGAGGGUCGAAAAAGAAUUAUGUGAUGCACGCAAACAACAAUUAUUGGAUUCCAAGAAUCGUCAUGCUUUGUAUAUCGCACAUGCUGAACAAGAAUUUAAUGAUCUUAUUGUAAGCAUAAAAUCUGAAGAGGAGGAACAGAAGAAAAUGGAUGCACUGCACAAGAAACUGCGCGAGAACUAUCGCAACGAUAUAAUACGCCAAAUCAAUGACAAAGAAGCGGAACGUCGUCGCUUAUUAGAUCUCGAGAAGAAUCAAGUCUCUACUUGGCGUAAGGAUGAACGCAAACGUGAACAAAAUAUACGCACUAUUAUUAAUGCUAAGUUAGCUGCUAUGAAAGAUGCCAAAUUACCGGAGAAAUAUAUUACCGAAGUUCAACAGCGUAUAACGAAAAUUUUUGCAAAAUACAAUAAUUAAAUUAAUUUUUUAAUCAUU
Teleopsis dalmanni is the source of this 1691-nucleotide messenger RNA. Its product is annotated as cilia- and flagella-associated protein 45-like. Lineage: Eukaryota; Metazoa; Arthropoda; Insecta; Diptera; Diopsidae. The record is from RefSeq and is a predicted model, not a curated record. The coding region runs from base 75 to 1673 and encodes 532 amino acids. The transcript has a single exon.